AUGUUAUGUCUUCCUGACUAUGUGGAGUAUCAGAUUGUUCCUGCACCUUCUCUACGUUCUUUGUUCCCAACGGUUAGCGAGGAUGCUCUAGAUCUGUUGUCAAAGAUGUUCACUUACGACCCCAAGUCAAGAAUAUCGAUCCAGCAGGCUCUACAACACAGGUACUUCGCAUCUGCACCAUCUCCUACUGAUCCUUUGAAGCUAGCAAGACCGAUUCGGAAGCAGGACGCUAAAUCGUCUGAUAGUAGUAAACUCAAAACCUUCAAGAAAACGUUAUCACCUUCACAUAAGCUUAGAAGAGUGAUCCCUGACAGAGGAAAGUCUGGUUAUGGUUUAAAGGACCAGAGCGUUGAUGUGAUGAAACAAGCUAGUCAUGAUGGUCAAGCUCCAAUGUCUUUAGAUUUCACCGUCUUAGCCGAGCGGCCACCAAACCGACCAACCAUCACCAGCGCUGAUAGAUCUCAUCUGAAGAGGAAACUUGAUUUGGAGUUCCUAUAG
Microthlaspi erraticum is the source of this 498-nucleotide messenger RNA. The record is from the annotation of a GenBank genome assembly. Lineage: Eukaryota; Viridiplantae; Streptophyta; Magnoliopsida; Brassicales; Brassicaceae.